UACACGAACGCCAAUUGCAUUGCAAUUUGCCGAUUGGUUCGGGCAGUGUCUCCAUUGGAAUCAACUGAGCUUCGAGAAUUUAUGCAAAUCUUCGCGUUGCUGCUUCUGAUUCCUAUCGAAUAGUGAAAUCCCUAAUGCUUCGUCCCCAUAAAAAUCUAUGCAGGUUCAUCAACGCCCUGAACCACGACCAAUUCCUUCACUGUACACGCUCGGCAUCCUCUUAUCAAUACAACCACAGAAACCAUGGCGAGAAAGAAAACGUUCCCAAGGAUGGGAACGAAGAACCUCAAUUGUAUUUCUACAAGAGUAGAGGCCAGCACAUUCUUACGAACCCACGAAUUCUGGGCUCUAUUGUUCGAAAAUCUGCCAUAAGGCCGACCGACACGGUCUUAGAGAUCGGACCCGGCACCGGAAAUCUGACAUUGAAGCUUCUGGAAGCUUCCCAAAAGGUCAUAGCCAUUGAAAUUGAUAAAAGAAUGGUCGAGGUUCUGCACAGACGCGUGGCGGAGAAUAAGUUUGAAGACCGUAUUUGUGUUAUACGCGAAGAUGCUUUGAAAUGUGAGUUCCCUCCUUUCGACCUCGUCGUGGCCAACAUCCCUUAUGGGAUAUCUUCGCCGCUUGUGGCCAAAUUGGUAUAUGGGGCAAUUCCAUUUCGGAGUGCCACGCUUCUACUUCAGAAAGAGUUUGCACGGCGGUUGUUGGCGAAUCCUGGUGACUCUGAGUACAAUCGUUUGGCUGUAAAUGUGAAAUUGGUGGCUGAUGUAGAGCAUGUAAUGGAUGUAAGCAAGAGGGACUUUGUUCCUUGUCCUAAAGUCGACUCAUCCGUGGUGAUAAUCCGCCCCAAGAAGGAAGUUCCUGAAGUGAACCUGGAAGAAUGGCGGGCUUUCACUAGAACUUGCUUUGGGAAGAAGAACAAGACACUUGGGGCAACGUUCAAGCAGAAGAGGAUGCUGAUGGCCCUAAUGAACUCCAAUUCUGAGAGUUUCAAUGGUCGAGGAGUUGAAGAAGAGGGCUGUUCUUCAUCUUCAGAGAAGGGGUUUAAUUUGUUCAAGGAGAAAAUCAUAGAGGUUUUGAAAUCUGGGAAGUUUGAAGAUAAGAGGCCUGCAAAGUUGUGUAACUUGAAGUUGCUGCAUUUGCUGGCGUUGUUCAAUCAAGCUGGGAUAUAUUUUCGUGAUGGAUCAGAGCUUCAGGAUGCAGAGAGAAGCGCCUUAGCUGAUGAUGCCUACGGAUCAGAACUAGAAGAUUAGCUGAUCGUUAAAUUUUGUAUUCAUUUGAGAGAGAAACACCAUUCUUCCAGUUGAAAUGUCACUGCAGUUUUUUAUCUUGCUUCUUGAAAUAUAAUUUGCAGUCUUCUUCGAAAAGAAACUGAACCCUUCUUUGUGUUGAUUAGAGGUACUGACGACAGAGUUCAACUCUUUGAGCGAUUUCCAUCCAUUUGGGUUGGUUUAUUCUAUAAACUUAAGUUACAAAAGGGAGCUAUUACAAUGAUACCAUUGAAGAUAGAGUGUCACGACCA
This is a messenger RNA of Cucurbita maxima (winter squash), 1516 nucleotides long. Its product is annotated as ribosomal RNA small subunit methyltransferase, mitochondrial. Lineage: Eukaryota; Viridiplantae; Streptophyta; Magnoliopsida; Cucurbitales; Cucurbitaceae. Gene Ontology annotation, molecular function: rRNA (adenine-N6,N6-)-dimethyltransferase activity. Gene Ontology annotation, biological process: rRNA methylation. Gene Ontology annotation, cellular component: mitochondrial matrix. The coding region runs from base 135 to 1247 and encodes 370 amino acids. The record is from RefSeq and is a predicted model, not a curated record. The transcript has 2 exons.